AGAAUACACAACCAACGAAAAUCCACAUUAGAAACAGUCCCUGAGGUUUCCGUUAUCCUAAAUGCCGCCGUGUCUGUGUCUUCCCGCCACUCACUCUCUCCUCUCCACGCGCCACCGCUUUCGUCUCCUAAAACCACCUAAUGCUUCCUCACAGAUAUCCUUUAACUCACCAUUACCCAAUCAAACCUCAAACCCGAAAACCACUGGAGUCAUUGUCAUCGGUGGUGGCUUAGCUGGCUUAGCAGCUGCCACGCGUCUUCAAGCCGACAACAUCCCAUUUCUCCUUCUAGAAGCUUCUGAUGCUGUUGGUGGUCGUGUUCGCACAGACAUAAUUGACGGUUAUACCCUUGAUCGUGGUUUUCAAAUUUUCAUCACUGGUUACCCUGAGGCUAGAAAGAUCCUUGAUUAUGACUCGUUAGACCUCAGAAAAUUCUAUUCUGGGGCGCAGGUUUACUAUGGUGGUCGCUUCCAUACUGUUGCUGAUCCUCUAAGGCACUUUUCUGAUUCUCUGCAAUCUUUAACCAACCCAAUUGGUUCAGUUGUUGAUAAAUUACUUAUCGGAUUGACUAGAUUGAAAGUUUUGACGAAAGAAGAUGAUGAAAUAUUGACUGAUGAAGAAGUUCCUACGAUUGAUUUAUUGAAAAAGAUUGGUUUUUCUGAUGCGAUAUUAGAAAGGUUCUUUCGACCCUUUUUUGGCGGGAUUUUCUUUGAUAGAGAGUUACAAACGACGUCGCGGCUGUUUAAUUUUAUCUUCAAAUGCUUAGCUCUUGGUGACAACACACUUCCAGCUAAGGGCAUUGCUGCCAUUCCAGAACAAUUGGCGUCGAACUUGCCAUUGAAGUCGAUAUUGUUUAAUACACGAGUUGUUUCUGUUGAUUCGGUAUCGAAUUCGAGCUCGAGAAUAAGAGUGAAAUUACAAAAUGGAGAAAUGUUGGAAAGUGAAUUUGGGGUAAUUUUGGCAGUUGAAGAGCCUGAAGCAGUUAAGUUAUUGAAGGGAAAAAUGGCGGGAGAGAAAACCGCUGAGGUUCGGGAACCGGUUCGGAGCACGGUUUGUUUGUAUUUUUCAGCUGACCAAGAAAAAGUUCCGGUUCGGGACCCGGUUCUUCUUCUUAACGGGUCGGGUAAAGGGAUAGUAAAUAACAUGUUCUUCGCGACCAAUGUUGCUCCCUCAUAUGCUCCAGCGGGGAAGGCACUUGUUUCUGUCACGCUUGUGGGGCUUUAUGGUGACGUGGCGGAUGAGGAUUUGGUGGACCGGGUUAUGAAGGAGCUAUCGGGUUGGUUUGGAGAGUCGGUAGUUGGAUCGUGGAGUUACUUGAGAAUGUACCGGAUUGGGUUUGCCCAACCGAACCAAUGCCCACCUACUAACUUGAAGAAGAACCCGAAAAUAAAACCGGGGUUGUACAUUUGUGGAGAUUAUGUGACUAGUGCUACCUUUGAUGGAGCUUUGGUUUCUGGGAAAAAAGCAGCAGAAACUUUGUUACAAGAUAGAGUCUUGGUUAAUGUAUAGCUUAAUUUUGGUUGAGUUUCUUCAGUUGUGUAAAAGUAGAAGUUUUCUGAUGUUCCUGAUUUAUUUGUAUAUGAUUCAUAAACAUUUAUAGCUCAUUUUGAUGCAAUAGUUGGCCUUUUUGGUUUUUCAUCAAGUGUACUCAAUUGUAUCGAGAAAGAAGACAAUAUGGUUUGACUUA
Lycium ferocissimum is the source of this 1685-nucleotide messenger RNA. RefSeq names its product polyamine oxidase 3. Gene Ontology annotation, molecular function: oxidoreductase activity. The coding region runs from base 62 to 1507 and encodes 481 amino acids. The record is from RefSeq and is a predicted model, not a curated record. The transcript has a single exon. Lineage: Eukaryota; Viridiplantae; Streptophyta; Magnoliopsida; Solanales; Solanaceae.